AUGGCCACUGUCUUAGCUUCCUCAUUUAAAAGAAGAGGGUUGCUUGCCGGUAUAAAGGAAGCUGUUCAAACAGAAAAGGCUCCUGCUGCCUUGGGACCAUAUUCUCAGGCCACAAAAGCCAACGACUUUCUCUUUGUGUCCGGUGUUCUUGGACUUGUUCCAGAGACUGGAAAGUUCAUCUCAGAUUCUGUGGAAGAUCAAACUGAGCAGCUUCUCAAAAAUAUGGGGGAAAUACUUAAAGCCGGUGGUGCAAGUUAUGCUGCAGUAGUUAAGACAACAAUUAUGUUAGCUGACCUUAAAGACUUCAAGAAAGUGAAUGAGAUUUAUGCUAAAUACUUCCCUUCGCCUGCCCCUGCACGUUCAACAUAUCAGGUAGCAGCAUUACCAUUGGAUGCCAAGAUUGAAAUUGAGUGCAUUGCUGCAAUAUAGACUCCAUUCAUGCUUGGAAUUUGCUUCUUCACAAAGCUCGGUUAAUAAGGUGGGAGGGGUAUCUCCAAGUUUUGGAGUUUGACAUGUGGAUGUUGUUGUUAUC
This is a messenger RNA of Quercus lobata, 532 nucleotides long. Its product is annotated as reactive Intermediate Deaminase A, chloroplastic-like. Bases 1 to 429 code for a protein of 142 amino acids. Gene Ontology annotation, cellular component: mitochondrion; cytosol. Lineage: Eukaryota; Viridiplantae; Streptophyta; Magnoliopsida; Fagales; Fagaceae. Gene Ontology annotation, molecular function: deaminase activity. The record is from RefSeq and is a predicted model, not a curated record. The transcript is spliced from 6 exons.